Molecule: messenger RNA, 1289 nt
Organism: Cotesia congregata
Lineage: Eukaryota; Metazoa; Arthropoda; Insecta; Hymenoptera; Braconidae
Source: the annotation of a GenBank genome assembly
GUAUCUGUGAGUGGAACAUGUCGUAUACGUCUGAUAGAAGAACUGAUGAUCAAUGGUCGGCCGACUCUAAAAAUGGUCCGAACGAUAGUGAAACACCUAAUUAUGGAGGUCCUCCAGGAAUGGAUCCCGAUGGUCUCAUUGAGUCCAAUUGGGAGCAGGUUGUCGAGAGUUUUGAUGACAUGAACUUGAAAGAAGAACUACUACGUGGUAUUUAUGCUUAUGGUUUUGAAAAACCUUCGGCUAUUCAGCAACGUGCAAUUGUACCAUGUGUAAAAGGACUCGAUGUUAUCGCACAGGCGCAAUCUGGUACUGGUAAAACAGCUACAUUUUCAAUUUCAAUUUUGCAACAAAUUGAUACAUCAUUGAACGAGUGCCAGGCAUUAAUCCUCGCUCCAACUCGUGAGUUAGCUCAACAGAUUCAAAAAGUCGUUAUUGCACUGGGAGAUUUUAUGCAUGCACAGUGUCAUGCUUGCAUUGGAGGAACCAACGUACGAGAAGAUAUGCGUAAAUUGGAACAAGGCGUUCAUGUGGUCGUAGGAACUCCUGGAAGAGUUUAUGACAUGAUUAGUCGACGUGCACUCCGUACCGGGAACAUUAAAUUAUUUGUAUUGGAUGAAGCUGAUGAGAUGUUGUCACGUGGUUUUAAAGAUCAAAUUCAUGAUGUAUUUAAAUUACUUCCAAAUGAAGUUCAAGUAAUUUUGCUAUCGGCUACUAUGCCUAGUGAUGUUUUAGAAGUAUCAAAGUGCUUUAUGCGCCGACCAGUCAGUAUUCUUGUAAAGAAAGAAGAACUUACGCUUGAAGGUAUAAAGCAAUUUUAUAUAUUUGUUGAGCGUGAAGAUUGGAAAUUUGAAACAUUGUGUGAUUUAUAUGAUACAUUAAGUAUCACACAAGCUGUUAUUUUUUGUAAUACUCGUCGUAAGGUCGAUUGGCUCACUGAAAGUAUGCACAAUCGUGAUUUUACGGUUUCUGCUAUGCACGGAGAUAUGGAACAAAGAGAACGUGAUCUUAUUAUGAGACAAUUCCGUACAGGAUCUUCUCGGGUUCUUAUCACGACUGAUCUAUUGGCACGUGGUAUCGAUGUACAACAAGUAUCUCUUGUUAUUAAUUAUGACCUUCCUUCAAAUCGGGAAAAUUAUAUUCACAGAAUUGGACGUGGUGGUCGUUUUGGACGUAAAGGAGUAGCUAUAAACUUUGUCACUACUGACGAUAAACGUACGAUGAGCGAUAUUGAACAAUUCUACAAUACUCACAUUGAUGAAAUGCCAUUAAAUGUUGCAGAUUUAAUCUAA